UAUUAUCUGGAGAUGUGUAAAGACAGAACACGUGGUUUCUCGUAAGCAUACUGGAUCAGCGGUCAUACCUGCUUUGAGACCAGAGAGCGCUGAUGAUAUGCCAACAGAAGUGUAUGAGAGCUGUCGAUAGUGAAAGUAACUGGAAUGGUUUAGUUUACUGACCACUUCCUGGAUCCAACACACUUCGACUUGGCACAUUGAAGACGCACAAGGGGCAGGGGACAUGUCAACACGCUCGCAGUAUGCAGGGGGCUACAAUAAACCGAGCUCCACCCGUCACCGGGAACGAACGGACGAACCGGCUGACAAGAGGUCGAGCGGGGACAACCCCAUCAAGCGCGUAGGAGGGGAUGACAACAGACCUUUCAGAAGACUCAGAAGUCCCACAGGACCAAGUCGUCCAUUCAGGCCGAGGUUUGGAGGCAGAUUCUACAGGCCAAGGUUUAUCCCAUUCAGGGACCGAGGCUUCUUCCGCAGGCCCUCCAUUGGCUUCCAUCGGCAGCACAGUCCACACCAUAAUCUCAGGUCCCCAGCGCUGCGUCAUAAAGUCUCGUCCCCCUCACGGCCCGACGCACGGCCCUCCCCAUCGCCAUCCCCCUCAGAGCAGAGCAAAGCAACAUCUCGGGCUUCUGGCGAUUCGGUCCGUGAGGAGAGGUCCUCCCUGUCGUUCACGGUGUCUCGUCAGAGUAAAGUGUCCCAGGGCAGGGACCCGCCGUCUGCUGUGACCAGGGCAGCAGCCAGGAGCCGAGCCAUACAGAAGAAGAGACGCGAGAUCGAAGAGGUGUACCGCCAGGACUGCGACACGUUUGGCGUGGUGGUGAAGAUGCUGAUCGCCAAGGACCCGUCUCUGGAGCGGCCCAUCCAGUCGUCCCUGCAGGAGAACCUGCGCGAGAUCGGCCUACGCUGCGUGGAGGCCAUGCAGGACUUCAUCCAGGACUACGACGCCCGGCAGGUCUGCCCCUCGCCCACCCCGACACCUCCUCAUCCAACACCUCCUCAUGCUACACCGCCUCAUCCUCCACCUCCUCCUUCAUCAUCAUCAACACCAUCAACACCUUCCUCUCAGGCUCCUGCAGCACCUCCAGCUCCUCCUCCUCCGGCAGCCCAGCCUCCACAGGAGGUGUCUCCCAUGCACUGACUUCCUGACGCUGAAGGUGUUUUUCAGGGCUGACAGAGAGCAGUGCCGGUGCCCAUUCCCGUUCCCACAGCUAAUCUUGAAUCAACUGAUGUGUUGACACAACGCAAAUUCGUGUUUGACCUAAAACAGUUGACAUUACAUUACACCAGUGGUGUAGUCUGCUUUUUUUGUGGUGGGUAUACUGUAAAUUUGAGCAUUUUUUGAAGUGGGUAUACUGUAUAUAUUUGUGCCAUUCAAAACAAUGGAACAAUCAAUUUUAAGUGGGUACAUUGAAAUCCCUGAAAUUUAGAGGUGGGUAUACUCCGUAUACCCGCGUUCUAUACCACUGCAUUACACUUAGCUGACACUUUAAUCCAAAGCGAUUUAGUUAUAUUACAGGGCAUUGGUUACUGUCCCUGGAGCAAUGGGGAUGUCCCUGGAGCAAUGUGGGAUUGCCUUGCUCACGGGCACUACAGCCAUGGAUGGAGGUGUAGGGAGAGAGGUAAGGUUAGGAUUUGAACCUGCAACCCUCUAAUCUUAAGACCACCUCCCUAACCAUUAGGCCACAGCUCCCCCCAAAUUUAGUGGCAAAUUAGGAUCAUCCAAAUUAUAUCUGGAAAAGUUGGCUGACGAUGUGGAGUAAAACGGGGACAUUUUUUGUUUGUUUGUAUCUUCCAAAGCAAACAGCAUCAUUGAGUAGACGUCAGCAGAUUUUUCUGGGCGUCACCCACAAUGAGGUAAACAAUGCCGUUUGAAUGCAGGUUGUUUACUGGUCAGCACUUAGGGACCCAGUGUGACUGGUGCAGGAGCCGGCACUGGCACUGGCACUGGCCUGGAAACAGCUUCAGGGACGGGGAGGAAGGAGCCGUCGAACCGCCGACUGGGUUCAUCUACUGUAGCAGAGAUACCCACGUGAGACUAAUGUGAAGAAGUGUGUAUGUAUGUGUGUGUGCAUGUGUGUGUGCAUGCGCACGUGCGUGCUCAUGCUUACAUUUUACGGUGCUGUUGUGAAUCGCACAGUUCAUGAUAUGGUUUGUAACAGAAACAUCAGGGGUCAUACUGCAGAGGUGGUUAAAAGAGUAAAGUAAGUCACAUGUCAACAAGUGUCAACACUUACCUGAGUUCCUGACCGGAGAUAGGGCAGCCAUUUUGAUCAGCGUAUUGUGAAAAGAACAUUGAAUGCAUACUUUUUAUUGGACUUCUUAUUCCUAUUCCCAGUCAAUUCACUUGUAGGCACUUAAUUGUAGCAUUACAGUCACUAGGAAACUACCUCAAGGUACAGCCUGUAUAAAAAACAGUGUAUUUAAUCAAUGAUUAAUACACCAAACAUGUUCUCACUGUGCCUUUUGUUGUAAGUGACAGAGUACUUGUUAGACUACCAGGGAACCAUGGAGCUACAUAACAUUCAGCUUUGUACAUGGUUUAAAAAAGUGUUUUAUUUAUUUUAGUAAAAACUACAUUGUCACUUAACCACCUCUGCAGUUUCUGUGUGUGUGUGUGUGUGUGUGUGUGUGUGUGUGUGUGUGUGUGUGUGUGUGUGUGUGUGUGUGUGUGUGUGUGUGUGUGUGUGUGUGUGUGUGUGUGUGUGUGUGCGCGCGUGGUAUUCAUGCAUAUCCGUGUCUGUUGUUGAACACAUAACAUAAAGACAACAUAACAUAAAAACCAUUUACCUCCUGAACUUUGCCCUACCUUUAUCAGACGACUACAAUCAAAGCUCCACUGUGUAAUUUUCAUAGACUAUGUUCCUCAUUCACACAUUUGAUCUUCAUGAAUAUUGACUUAUUAAAUUGACUAAUAUUUACUGGUAUGACUAAGCAUUUCCAAACCGUAAUGAAUGAAACUAAACGUGGUGAAACAAAAUUGUCGUGGGAAAAAUAUUCAUGAAAAGGAUUCGUGAAUGGAUGACGCAAAUUCUGGAAAUAAGUUAUUUAAAAAAAAUGGACAUAAUGGACCUAUAAAAAGUGUCACCCUUUGACACCAAGGCACAAAUGUCUAUUCUGCAUCAGGGUUUCCACUGUAACAGUGACCUGACACCAGGGGCUUUUGCUUUACCACUUGUAGACACACUGUGACCAACAUACUGUGUACAACUCCAUAUACUGUGUACAACUCCAUAAUCACUCACCUGUGUGUGUGUGUGUGUGUGUGUGUGUGCGCGUGUGCGUGUGUGUGUGCACGUGCGUGCGUGCGUGUGUGAAUGCGUGUGGUGUGUGCAUGUGUGUUUGUAAGAAACGAUAAUCUAUUUUUAAAACCCAUAAUUGUGUUUGUGUGUGUGUGUGUGUGUGUGUGUGUGUGUGUGUGUGUGUGUGUGUGUGUGUGUGUGUGUGUGUGUGUGUGUGUGUGUGUGUGUGUGUGUGUGUGUGUGUGUGUGUUUGCUAAUUUGUCUGCCACUUCCUGCUUUUAAGUGUGAUGAUAGCCUUUUUUUACUUGUUAAUUUCUUGAGAAAAUUCACUGGGCAUACAAUGAGUGCAAUACGCAGCAGUAGCUCUCUGAGAGUGUUCCAUGCUUGCAUGGGCAUUGUGACAAGCAGCAGGGUAUAUUGUGUGACCAUUUGCGUGCUGCUAUGUCUUCCUCACAGCUUUUUUUUAACAUUGUGUGUGUGUGUGUGUGUGUGUGUGAG
Engraulis encrasicolus (European anchovy) is the source of this 3737-nucleotide messenger RNA. RefSeq names its product periphilin-1-like. NCBI's taxonomy places the organism in Eukaryota, Metazoa, Chordata, Actinopteri, Clupeiformes, Engraulidae. Gene Ontology annotation, biological process: negative regulation of DNA-templated transcription; negative regulation of gene expression, epigenetic; protein localization to heterochromatin. The coding region runs from base 224 to 1138 and encodes 304 amino acids. Gene Ontology annotation, cellular component: nucleoplasm. The transcript has 7 exons. The record is from RefSeq and is a predicted model, not a curated record.